Molecule: messenger RNA, 1866 nt
Organism: Erpetoichthys calabaricus (reedfish)
Lineage: Eukaryota; Metazoa; Chordata; Cladistia; Polypteriformes; Polypteridae
Product: zona pellucida sperm-binding protein 4-like
Exons: 12
Coding region: 127-1851 (574 amino acids)
Biological process (GO): prevention of polyspermy; binding of sperm to zona pellucida
Cellular component (GO): egg coat
Molecular function (GO): acrosin binding; structural constituent of egg coat
Source: RefSeq, a predicted model, not a curated record
UUCAAAGUUAUUAAAAGACCGAUACUCCGUCGGUAAAGCUGGUGUCUGCGAUUUGGCGAAUCUACAUUUGAUCUAAACGGUGCAUUACGUCAAACUAAUUACCAUAAAAUAAAAUUAGCAGGCAACAUGAUCGGAAACCACGCUGCAUCUUUCCUUCUAGGGGUAGUUUGCAUUUUGCUCACUUCUAUGCCCUGCUAUGCCGUGUCACCCGAUGACCACACUGCAUCUGGCAAGAUGUUUCUGCGUUCAACCGACCCCCUGACCCCCAGUGUGUUGUGUACGGAGCACGGGGUUCGCGCGACAUUUCACCAAGGCUUGCGAUCCAGGAUCAAAGUAGUGGAUCUUGCUGGUAUGACCAUCAAGGUGCCAACCACUUCAAAUCAUUGCAAAACUGUAGUAAGCAGUGAAGCAUCUGGUUUGGUGACCUUCUCUAGUGCUUAUGAUGGCUGCUAUGUCCAUGCUGAGGAAGAUUCUUACAUUGUGAUUCUGGAGGUCCGCUUGUUGACUGGAGGACCUCCAAUGCGGAUCCACAUCUCCUGUCCAAGGCCUUUAAAGGAAAGCACAGAUAUGGAGCAUGACUGUCUUAUUCCAUCCAGCUUGCGAGUGGCAUGUGGAACCCGAGGUGCUUCUGUGACUGCCUGCCUCAGCCUGGGGUGCUGUUACAGCCGACAGACAGGAGAGUGCUACUACAAAAUGGAUGAGUGCUCCAGAGAUGGCCAUUUUGUGUUUGCCAUUCAACAGGAGGCCACCCGUCCAGCAUUACAGCUGAAAAGUUUAAAAGUCCAAGGUCAUGGCUCCUGCGUGCCAGUAAUCAUAACAGAAGAGGUGGCUGUCUUUAAAUUUUCAGUGGCGGAGUGUGGCGUGCAGAAAAUGGUAACUGGCCAUGAGGUGAAGUAUGUGGCUAUGAUUGUGGCAGCCCCAGAGAUCAGUGAUGUUGGGUAUGGGCCCAUAUCCAGAGACAGCGGGCUGCGCCUGCAGGUGGAAUGCUCCUAUUCUCGGAAGCAGGUUACGAAUUUGGAGCUCUCAGCCAUGGCUUUCCCCUCUCCUCAGACAGUAGCCGAAUUUGCAAACAUUGCUGUAGAGAUGAGGAUCUCAAAAGAUGCCACAUUCCAGGAGUUCUUUGAAACCAAUGACCUUCCCAUCCACCAGCAUCUACAGGAGCCCAUUUUUGUUGAGGUACGCCUUGUAGAACCUUUGGAUCCAAGCCUGUCGUUGGUUGUGAGGGACUGUUUUGCCUACCCCAGGACACAGGAAAGCCUAUGGAUUCUGCUGUUUAAUGGGUGUCCAAACCUCUUGGACGAAGACCAUCACAGCACAAUCUUGGAUGGUGAUCUCACUGGCCUUCCCUCCCAUUACCGCAGAUUUGACGUUAAAACAUUUGCCUUUGUGGACCAGGAAACCGGCGAGCCCCUGGAAGAUGAGAUGUAUUUCUACUGCUGGGUGGAGAUUUGUUAUGCUGGCUCUCCAGACUGCGUUCCAAAAUGCUUGCAGACGCCAUAUCCAAAAGCUGCAGAAAGUGAGCGGUUCAGAAGAGACAUUGAUUUGGAUCUGCGGACUGCCCUUGUUUCCCUGGGUCCAGUCAUUUUGGUGAACAAUGAGACAUCAAUGCCCAACCCAAAGACCUGGUCCUCGAAGACAUUCGAUUUGGUGCCCACUCUGCUGUCGUACUACUCCCUCUCUGCAAUCUGUUCUGUGUCAAUAUUGUUCCUCAUCCUCUCUGUGGCAGCAGGAGGGAUCUGGCAUUGCAAGAGGAGAAAGGCCAUUGUUUCACAUCCUCUGUUUCCACAGCAACAGACUGAUUCCUCAGACGCCUACCCGAGUAACGAACUUCUGAAUCUUCCAGAUAAAUAAAAGCGGUAAAGUUGA